AAAUAAAAUCAUAAAAAAUAUUAAAAGAUGAAAGUGCUUUUUCUCUUGUAUAUCUGCGUAGUCAUUUUUGCAUUGUCCUGUUACGCGCAGCAUCAUCAUGGCGGGCAUCCAAACGCUAAUAACAUACCGCGCGAUGAAAAAGCCGAGCAACGUGAAUACCAUCGCGACACAACCACUUGGAUUCCUAUACUGAAAUAUAACAAAGAACAAAGUGAAGAUGGUAGCUAUAAAACUGAAUAUGAAACUGGCAAUAAUAUUGUGCAUGAGGAAACCGGCUUUCUGAAGGACUUUUCGGAAAAAAAUCCUAAUGGUGUAUUAGUACAACAUGGACAGUACUCCUAUCAGUCACCUGAGGGAGAGGUAGUUAAUGUACAAUAUACCGCCGAUGAAAAUGGUUUCCGUGCUACAGGCGAUCAUAUACCGACACCACCAGCCAUACCAGAUGAAAUACAAAAAGGUUUGGAUCAAAUUUAUGCCGGCAUUAAAUUGCAACAGGAACGCUUAGAACAGCGAGCUAAAAGCGAUCCAGAUUUUGCUAAAAAACUAGAGGAACGGCGUGUGGCAAAUCAAAAUGGCCAAUAUUUGGGACUUUUAGAAAAUUAAAUAGUGGAAAGGAGUUGUAAACACUGAAUUGGAUGCCUGUCUAGCAUCGUCCACAUACCUAAAAAAAUAAAACUAACCGUACUCAAAUUAAGAGGAAAGCUACAAACAAACAUAUUAAUUUUUAAAAUUUUUAAAAGAACAAAGACUGUGAUUUGCCUUUAAGUUUUUAAAAACCAUUAA
Teleopsis dalmanni is the source of this 783-nucleotide messenger RNA. RefSeq names its product endocuticle structural glycoprotein ABD-4 (gene Cpr49Ah). Gene Ontology annotation, cellular component: chitin-based extracellular matrix. The transcript is spliced from 2 exons. Gene Ontology annotation, molecular function: structural constituent of chitin-based larval cuticle. Lineage: Eukaryota; Metazoa; Arthropoda; Insecta; Diptera; Diopsidae. The coding region runs from base 28 to 603 and encodes 191 amino acids. The record is from RefSeq and is a predicted model, not a curated record.